Molecule: messenger RNA, 150 nt
Organism: Cetraspora pellucida
Lineage: Eukaryota; Fungi; Glomeromycota; Glomeromycetes; Diversisporales; Gigasporaceae
Source: the annotation of a GenBank genome assembly
AUGUUUAUGUUAUGGAAAGCAGUAGCUUUUAACUUAUUUAUAGACCUACAAGAAUUUACACAGAAAAAUUUAAUCAAUAAUGUCAAACAAACUAAUGAAGAUAUGGUGUUACAGACAUCAGAAGGAGGAACAGUAGCCAUUAAAAAAUGA